AUGGUCUAUGACAUGCCUGAAACGCAACUGAGUGUUAUAGCUGGCACUGGUUGUCCAGGACCAACAUUAAAUAUGCUUGAUCAUCCUCAUGGAAUCUUUGUAGAUGGUCAUUUCAAUCUAUUUGUUGCGGACACAAACAACAAUCGAAUGCAGCGUUUUGCAAUCGAUCAACAGGUCGCAGUGACUUUUGCAGGCGAAUCGGGAUCAACGGCUGGUCAGCUGAACAGCUCGCACAUGAUGGCUUUUAAAAUAUAUGAGAAUAUCUUCGUAGCGGAUAUGAAUAACGGUAGAAUUCAAAGAUUUAGUCUAAGUCGAAGUUCAUGUGGUAAGCAGAAAUACGAGUUUCAUUCAUCUCCAUCUGAUCCACAACGGAUCCUCACAACAAUGAUAUACGAUUCUUCACCACUCAUGGAAGAACAAGUAAAUCAAUCGAUGAUCUUGGGAAAAUGUACAGUAGGAUAUGUUACUGGACGUUCAGGUGAUCGUGUCAAUCAACUACAAUUUCAUUGCCGUCGUAGCAAAAUGAACAUGUAUCCUUACUCUGCUUAUUCGGACUCUAUUUUCGAAUCUUAUUACGACAAGAGUGAAGUUCAAGCGCCGCCACUUCAUCGUACUCCACACUGUGUUUAUACAGUCAGUGAGUGUGAAGAGCCAGUUCAAGUGGUGACUAUUGAUGCCUGUCCGAUUGUCAAAACACGAGUCGUUACAACAACACGCAAAGUGGUCUACACGUCGCCUUAUCAAAUUUUUAUCUGA
Messenger RNA from Adineta ricciae, 756 nucleotides. NCBI's taxonomy places the organism in Eukaryota, Metazoa, Rotifera, Eurotatoria, Adinetida, Adinetidae. The record is from the annotation of a GenBank genome assembly.